AUGCACAACUAUUGAUAAAAAAAGUCAUAUGUUUCAAAGUGGUUGAAAUUUUUUCAAUAAUUUUAAAUUAAAUUUCAGUUUUGAAAUCAUCUUAUAUUAUUUUCGAACAUGUCUUCGUGAAAUAUAGGAGUUCCUCAAUCCUCACAAAGUAAACCGAAACCCGAAGAAGUUACUACAAGUAAAUGCUUCAUAGAAUUUUCAAGUUGACUUUUUCUUAUCAAGUACAUCCGAUGUGUUAUGUGUUUGGGUCCAAAUACUUUUCAAGAUAUCGUUUAACAUGGCUGUGAACCAAAAACAAGAAGUAAUUCUGUUGCAUACAGAGAAUCACAAGAAUACUUUUUAUUUACCUCUGAAGAGAAGUGAACGAAUCAAGUACACUUGCUUCACGGUAUCGAAGAAUUAUAUCGUGUUUGGAGCUACCAGCGGAGGUCUAUAUGCAUUCAAAAGAAAUCCUUGCAGCUUUUGGCAGCUAAUCCCUAGCAAAGAAAGCGCUGUCACUCAUGUAUCUAUUUCAUCUUCGGAGAAUUUUAUUGCUUUCUCGACCAACAAAGGCAUCUUGUGUAUUUUGGAACUGAACGAGAUCAACUGCGGUAAACUAGUUAUACGAUCUGAUGAUCUGAGCGAUUCGGAGAUUUCAACUUUAUGUUGGACAGAUGAUAACAACAAACCUACUCUUUAUGUGGGUGACAGUACCGGACGAGUUUCGUUCUUAAAACUAUCUUUUCUGAGUAAAAACAUUCUUCACCUGCCUACCACUAUUUUCAUGACUCUGGAUUCGAAAAUCAUACAGUUAUGUUGGCUUAGCGAUUUCCUUCUCGUUUCUACGUUAUCGAGAUGUUAUUUAUGUGAUACGGUCAAAGAGCAAUUUAAACAGAUCGGUCACCAAUUACGUGACGGUAUGUACGGCGCGUGUUUCACGAAAAAUGCCAACAAUAUUAGAAUUUUCUGCGCUCGACCAGGAUCCAGAUUAUGGGAAGUAAAUCUCGAUGCUGUCGUCCAUAGCACUCAUCAGUUCAAACAGCAGUUGGCCAUACCUCCAUCUUCGUUCAUCUCAGUCUACGAAGAACCGAGAAUCAUCGGUAAAGAGCAGAAUAAAACCGAAUGGUCGGCUCAGUCGUUCAAUUUCAUCAAACUGUACGAUUUACUAGGCCGAUAUAUAUUCACGUAUAAAAAAGACGGAAUAUAUAUUCUGAACGUCGACAUGGCCAACAUAUUAUUUUGGAGUAAUUUCUUCACAGAUAUUGUCGACGUUCAGUGUAUCUCUAACAAUAUCUUUUUAUGGACUGCUCAAGGAGAUCUACACGAGCUGGUUUUAUUACCGGUGGAAAAGUGUCUGCUGAGCUUAUACUUGAAGAAACAAUACUCCUUAUGCGUCGAUGUAAUUUGCUCGCACUUCGAUCGAUUAACGCAAGAAGAACCGCUGGCAACAUUACAUCCUUUACGUGACUUCGAAUACCCUGAAAUAGAUUCGGAAAAGUGUGAAAUUUUUCAAAACUUCAAACAGAAAUUGAAAUCUAUUCCCAUCCAAGGCGUCGAAUUGAGUUCCGGUAUUUAUAUGGUGAAUAACGCGCAUUUAUCCAGUCGCCUGUUGGACGAUAAUCGUUUACAAUCGACGCACAAGCAUCGCUCUCUGAACAGAUGCGAUUCCGAAGAAAGUCGUCAACGAUCUCACAGUUUACCUUCGAAUUUGAAAAAGACACACGAAAACGAUACGAAAUCCAGCACUUUUACAAUCUCUUCGUUCGCUCAAGAUUUGCAAGCUUCCGAAAACCUAUACUUGGAAAUGGGCUUAUACAGUUCGCCUUAUUUGACGUUAGCAUCUUACGAAAUACUUCAAGAUAGCUUCGCCGAGUUGGGAGCCAGUUUUUCGGAAAAAUUCACCGAAAGCUCUAAACACCUGAAGGAGAAAUGGCAGCUGUUUGAAAAUAAACUAAAUUCUCUUCGUAAUAAAAAGCCAGACGAAAAUAAUCUUCUUCGGGAUCGUCUCAUGAGCCAAUACGGUGAUAUGAAAGGAGAUCGUACUGACGAUGACGACGAACCAAUCGUAGAAGUACGUAAAAAGAAAACCGUCCAAGUGGAAUUUGAUUUCUCUCAGAUAAUCGAUAAAUGUAACGAAAUAGACGAAAAUUCGCCGGAUGUCGAUUCGGAUAAAGUCAUUAAUUUACUCAAUACCAUUAUCGAGGAAUUUUUCAAAGUAUCCGAGAGGCUGGGAUUCGAUGUAAAUUCGUCGUAUUCGUGUUUUCCUUUCAACUCGAUGCCAGAUAAGGAAGUUGUCAAACUCAAAAAGGUUUUCAAGACUUUCUUCGCUAAGAAUAAUCUGCUCGAUUGGUUCGACAGUAGAUCGUUUCCUCUACAAAUCGAUAAUGUGAAUUGGGUCGAGAAGCAUCCUUCGUUACUCAGACAGAUAUUUACAGCCGAUGAUUUGAAACUAGAUUACCUGCUUAGCAAAGUGUUAGCAAUAUUCUCCGAACUUCUAAACGUUUCGUCGAUAUUGGAAAUGAUCAAAUCGUUCGAAUUAUCCUGUUAUUAUUUAUCAUUCUGCUACAUUAUAAAAUAUUAUCAAAACGGAGACGUUCGACUGGAGAGGAAUAACCAUACGAAAACGAAAAACAAUCAGUGGCCUUUACCGGUAUAUUUGAACGCUAUGUUAUUAAUGAUCAGCGUAGAUCAAUGGGAAGCAUUUUACGAAAUGGGAUUGAAAAAUAACAUCGACGCUUGCGACGUUGCCUACAUGAUGUUACAUCUAGAAGCCAACAUAAUGGAUAGCGGUGAUAAAUAUAAAGAAAUUUGUCUAACGUAUAUCCAAAGACUUUGUCUAAAGGAUACCAGCUGUUUGAAGAAUAUCAGCAUCGUGUACCUCGCCAUCAAACUGUUCGUUUACUUGAAUGAGAAAUUCGAAUCGUGCUGCGCCUCGUGCUGGUUCCUACUUCCUCAGCAAACAUGCAGAGUGAAAUUCCUUCCAUUAGGUCAUCUGUUGAUGGCUCAUAUUUGGAGUAUUUUCGAGGAUCAAUAUCUAAGCGUGACCCAUUCCAACGUAACGAAACAAUUAUUACCUUACGAAUCGUUGUUAUUUUUCGAAAGAUUAGUCAACGAAAGAGAAUACGAACCUUUAUCCAAUAUAUGCUACAAAAAUGCAGACAAAUGUGUUCACGCUGUUUGUGAAAACCUGAAAACAUACGUCCAAGAUAUUUCUGCGGAUAACCUUCGUUCUUUGUUAUUAUUAUUCCAUCUUAUAUGCAGCCUAUGCCAUCGUAUCCCUGAAUUAUGGAAAUAUCUACCGUCCUUGCAAAGAAAUAGUAAAUUGAAGCUGUUCCACGUGCAACAUUUCUUGCAAUUGGGAAUGAUCGAAGAGAUCGAAUCGUAUUUCGAGAUACUUACGGUCGAAGAUGCGCAGAAAAUAUUGACCAUGAAUGCUAGCCUCGGUAAUGGUAUUUGUCUGAAUUGCGGUAGUAAAAUGCCCAGCUGUGGGAUCCUAUCGUGGAAUAAAUUAGCUGUAUUCAUACUGAAACGAAUAAAUGUCAGAAACACUCUGAAAAUAUUGAGCGAAUUUUCUGAAAAUAUUCAAUUAGAUAAAAGUUUUUAUCGAUCAGCGAUUUUAACGUCUGUACCUGGCAUUGGUAACGAAUUAAGGGACCAAGUUCUGGCUUCUGUUGGCGAUCAUUUUGACGUGAAUCGCGUUUCAUUGGACGUCCACGAACAGCUCAGCGAAGCUUUGAAAAAGGAUAAAUUGGAGAAAGCACUGAAAAUCAGACCAUCGAAUGCCAACCAUUGGGGAAUUUCUAUAAACGUCGAUGAUACCAAUCAAGCGAUUUGUUACUGCUGCUCAUUACCAUUAUUCUCGCAAUCACUUAUCAAAGAAGAUAACGGUGGCAUCAUGGUGUUCUCGUGUAAUCACACAUAUCAUACCGUAUGUUUGAAAAACAAAGAUUGCACUGCCAUAUGUUUAGUUUGCGAUAGAUUUUUACGCUAGACUAUUUACUUAUAAUAAAGACACGAUCGGUGUAUCGAUUUGUAAUAUUUCGAAUGCCAUUCCACUAGUCAUCAUAUGUACAAGCUAUAAAUAUAAUAAAAAGUAAUCGGUACUUACGAUAUUAUGAUAGGUUCAUAAUAUAUUAUUAUCUUAAUAUGUGUGUACUUCAUACGUUGAAUAUUUUCGUUGGUUAUUUUACAUAAUUUUGUGUUGUUUUUUUUUUACCCAUCGUCUUAAAAACAAGUUACCUAUCUCCUCUUCUUUCUGUAUAUUUUAAUUUUUUUUAUCAUUUUUAUCAUGUUUUAACGCUUCUUUUUCGGCGCAUUUAUCGUUACGAAUUCGUGGUAUACGUUGCUUCCAAUAAUUUUAUUAUUUUUUAUUUUUAUUUAGUUACUAUUUCAAUUUUCUGUAUAAUUUUAUUUUUCUAUUUCAAUUUUCUGUAUAAUUUUAUUUUUUGUAACUAGUCAACUGCGCGUCUCUCGUAUGAGCUCAAACCACCUUGUACACUGUGUGCCUUCGUGAUAACAAAAUUUUGAUUUUUGUAAAUUCGUCUACUCGUUUAUUUUAUAUACCGUUCAUUCGUUCUCAUCGGGUAAGAUUUUUCGGCUUACGUAACACGGCGGCGCGAUUUCACCUAGAAAUUGUUCACGGCGAUUGUUUAUUACGUGGAAAAAUUGUUUUUAAAAUUCAAACACAUAGGCAUAUUGAUCAUGAUGGAAAAUGUUUGUGAGAGAGCUUGUUUGUUCAAGUGCUGCAAUAACGUUCGUACAUGAGUCGUCAGAGUAUUGCGUUGAUUCGAGCAAUAUUCAGAACUGAAUCACAUGCGAUAUCCUGGGUGGGGUUAAAAGGGGGUACAAAGGGGAAUCUGGAGGUAAAAAAAUUGAACUUUCCAAUCACUGGAAAAAGCAUGUCUGUAUUGAACAUGUUGUGAUGUUGAGAGUAUUUUCACUAUUAUUUUUUAAUAUAAUAUUUUGUCGUUUCUCUUCUCGUUGUUUUGUUGUUUAUUUUACUUUUUUUUUUUUUGUACCGAAAAGAAUUUUUCCGUGUUAUAUAUUAACUUGAUGUGAAACCUAGUGAUAGUACCUAUACGUAACGUACGUAUUGUAUGUAUGUAAUUAAGUGACAAAAGCAAAUAAGUAACGCAGAUGUUUCUGUUUGUUUUAAAAUGGUAAAUUAUAAAUGGGAUGUAUAUGA
Molecule: messenger RNA, 5164 nt
Organism: Planococcus citri (citrus mealybug)
Lineage: Eukaryota; Metazoa; Arthropoda; Insecta; Hemiptera; Pseudococcidae
Gene: pink
Product: WD40 repeat domain-containing protein pink
Exons: 6
Coding region: 278-3970 (1230 amino acids)
Biological process (GO): developmental pigmentation
Cellular component (GO): cytoplasm
Molecular function (GO): protein binding
Source: RefSeq, a predicted model, not a curated record